Messenger RNA from Paramacrobiotus metropolitanus, 891 nucleotides. Its product is annotated as melatonin-related receptor-like. The record is from RefSeq and is a predicted model, not a curated record. NCBI's taxonomy places the organism in Eukaryota, Metazoa, Tardigrada, Eutardigrada, Parachela, Macrobiotidae. The transcript has a single exon. Gene Ontology annotation, biological process: neuropeptide signaling pathway. Bases 1 to 891 code for a protein of 296 amino acids. Gene Ontology annotation, molecular function: neuropeptide binding; G protein-coupled receptor activity. Gene Ontology annotation, cellular component: neuron projection; membrane.
AUGAACGCCACGAACGACAGUUUUUUAUUGUUUAACAGCACUAAAUUUACCUCGACGCCCUCAACAGAACUGUUAACAUUAUGGGCGUCCUGGUACCUAACUUUCUGUUACGGAGGCGCCGUUUCCAACAGCCUGGUAGCCGGGUUAAUCCUCGCCAACGUCCGGCUGCGUGCCGGUUGCGGACUGCUCAUCGGACACUAUCUUAUCGCGCAUGCCGCACUGUGUUUUCUCAGCUAUCCGGCCAUCGGCAUCAUGAUUUACCAGAAACUGAUGUUGCACUGGGAUUUGGAGAUCCGCUUCUGCGGCAUUCUCAUGUGGAUCCACAUGACCAUCCGCUAUGCUGGCAACUGGAUCGAAAGCUAUGUUGCCAUAAAUCGCCUCGUCGCGCUGUGUUUUCCCUUCCAAUACCGGCGUUUUGCCAAUCAGCGAUUAGAGCAGUUAAUGGUGAUUGUCUUGUGGGUGACGGCGGGAUGUCUUGCGUGCCUCGGGUGUUUUGAUCUGGGCGUGGUCUACGCCAAGAGCCCGCUGGGCAGUUGUGGAAUCUUACAGAAAGAUGGUUUCGGUGUGUUGACCUUUGUGGUGGGAUACUACGGUCCGCUGGGCGUGGCGGCGGCUGCUUACUCGGUAAUCUACCUCAAGUUAUUGCUGGACCGGCGAAGGCGGAAGAAGAUCCGACAGGCAAACCAGCGGAACGGGUUUCAAAAACCGAACCGAAAACGGGUGGUGAAGGCUAACAUGAUGUUUGUGGCGUUUUUAUGGAACAGCGUAUGCUAUUUGGUUUGGCCAAUGACGUUGACAGUGUCGCCGGAGCUGCAGCGACAGCGUCCGUUGGUGGCAUUGUUGUUGGGAUCACUGCAGAUGGUUGGCUACGUUACAAACCCGGUAACGUAA